This is a messenger RNA of Cynoglossus semilaevis (tongue sole), 6867 nucleotides long. Its product is annotated as serine/threonine-protein kinase DCLK2-like. The coding region runs from base 257 to 2434 and encodes 725 amino acids. NCBI's taxonomy places the organism in Eukaryota, Metazoa, Chordata, Actinopteri, Pleuronectiformes, Cynoglossidae. The record is from RefSeq and is a predicted model, not a curated record. Gene Ontology annotation, biological process: intracellular signal transduction; protein phosphorylation. Gene Ontology annotation, molecular function: protein kinase activity; ATP binding. The transcript is spliced from 18 exons.
AGAGCGACGGGAAGGAAGAGAGGGAGGAAGGAAGGAAGAAGGUACAACAUCCAAUUUUGACAACAGGGAAAUCAAAGUUCAAAGUUCAUGCAGGAAUAAACCAUUUGUGAUGGUGCAACAUUUGGGAGGACACUCCACCUAUAAUUGAAACUACAGAAGACGUCAGAAUCCAGAACAAGAGUUGACAUCGACUACUAUCAGAAGAUGAAUUGUAUGUAGCACAGACUCAUUUCAAACCGCCAAACCAGUUUUCACCAUGUCUCUGAGCAAGACACUGGAGCUGGAGCACUUUGACGAACGCGACAGGGUUCGGCGAGGACGUUCGACCCGGGCCAAGAGAGAUGACUCUGCUAGUGGCGGUGGAGGUUCGGGACCAAGCUCCAGAGGCAGCAGCCUGGUCCCUAGCCCAGCUCACAGUGCCAACUGCAGUUACUACCGGACCAGAACGCUGCAGGCACUGACCUCGGAGAAACGUGCCAAGAAGGUGAGAUUCUACCGCAACGGAGACCGGUAUUUCAAAGGUCUGGUGUACGCCGUCUCCAGCGACCGGUUCCGCUCCUACGAUGCACUGCUGAUGGAGCUGACACGGUCUUUGUCAGAUAACCUACAUCUGCCACAGGGAGUGCGAACAAUCUAUACGAUAGAUGGUGGCAAAAAGAUCAGCAGUAUGGACGAGCUGGUGGAAGGUGAAUGCUAUGUGUGUGCCUCCAACGAGCCAUACAGAAAAGUGGACUACACCAAAAUCUCCGUCCCAAGCUGGAAACCGGGGGCCGGGGGCAGUGUCGGCUCCAUUCGGUCCACAGUGUCCACAGGUGUGUCUGCGAGCACGGGUGUGAGCAGCAGGGAACGUCCUGAAGGGCGCGAAGGAAGAGAUAGCAAAGAAUUCAUCAAACCCAAGCUGGUGACGGUAAUUCGCAGUGGCGUGAAGCCCAGAAAGGCAGUGAGAAUCCUGUUGAACAAGAAGACGGCGCAUUCUUUUGACCAGGUGCUGGCCGACAUCACAGAGGCCAUCAAACUGGACUCUGGGGCGGUGAAGAGGUUGUACACCCUGGAUGGGAAACAGCUGACCUGUCUGCAGGAUUUCUUCGGCGAUGAUGAUGUCUUCAUGGCGUGCGGCCCUGAGAAGUUCCGUUACGCUCAGGAUGACUUUGUGCUCACACACGGAGGCAAAUCACAGCUUUUUGUCAAUGAAUGCAGAUCCAAAACCUCUCGCUCGGCUGCUCCUCAGAAAACUACAACUCCCAAGAUUCCUAGCGGUUCCGGCUUUGUCACCUCUUCCUCCUCCAAGAGUUCACCCAAAGGUCCAACUAGGACCAAGUCUCCAGGUCCAGCCAAUGAGGUGUCAGCUGGUAGAGCGUCCAGGUCCACCCCGUCCCCCACCAGCCCUGGAAGCAGACGCAGUCUCAAGAUAUCUCCUCGUCGACCGUCGUCCACCGACGUAAACGGGGACACUGAGCAGACAGAGGACGACAAGACAGUGGAAGUGAAUGGAAACCGAUCAGUUUCCUCUUCCAUCAUCAACGACAAAUACAAAGUGGGAAAAGUGAUCGGAGACGGAAACUUCGCUGUGGUGAAGGAGUGUGUGGAGAGGUCAACAGGACAGGAAUUUGCUCUGAAAAUCAUCGACAAAGCUCGAUGUUGUGGGAAGGAGCACUUAAUAGAGAACGAGGUGGCUGUGCUGCGGAGGGUUCGACACCCCAGCAUCAUAGAGUUGAUCGAGGUGGACGAGACGCCGACUCAGCUCUUCCUGGUCAUGGAGCUGGUCAAGGGCGGCGACCUAUUUGACGCGAUCACCUCCUCCACCAAAUACAGUGAGCGCGAUGCCAGCGCUAUGGUGUUCAACCUGGCAGGAGCCAUCAAGUACCUGCAUCACAUGAACAUCGUGCACCGAGACAUCAAACCAGAGAACCUGCUGGUAUGCGAGUACCCUGAUGGCACCAAGUCGUUGAAGUUGGGUGACUUUGGUUUGGCUACGGUGGUGGAAGGGCCGCUGUACACGGUUUGUGGCACGCCUACGUACGUGGCCCCAGAGAUCAUUGCAGAAACUGGCUACGGCCUGAAGGUGGAUAUCUGGGCGGCAGGAGUGAUCGCCUACAUCCUGCUGUGUGGAUUUCCUCCUUUUAGAAGUGAGAACAACGUCCAGGAGGAGCUGUUUGAUCAGAUCCUCAGGGGGAAGCUGGAGUUCCCAUCUCCGGACUGGGACACCAUCAGUCUGCCUGCCAAGAUGCUGAUUAGUCAGAUGCUGCAGGUCAAUGUGGAAGCUCGUUUCACUGCCGAUGAAGUUCUGUCCCAUCCAUGGGUGACGGACGAAGCUCCUCCCGUCGACUCAAUCACUGUGAGCAACGCCGAAGAGCAGGACAUUGAAGAAGACCUGGAUCCGGAUGAGGACUCACCCACACUGGAGACCAGGCAGGUUCCUUCACCUGUGGUCUGAUCCCUGUUGUCACAUCAGCAGUUAGAAGCUGAAGACACCACAGCUUCAGAAAUCUGUUCAGAUUUUUUUUCUUGCUCCGUUCUUUUUUUUUUUCUUUUUUUUUUUCUUUUUUUUUUAUUCAUCCAUUUCAAAAUCUUUAGUCUAAUCCAAAACACAGGAUUCAGUCACUGCAGGUCAAACAGGUUCGUUUGAUUGGUCUACAGAAAUACUCCUCAUUCAGUGGAGACUGAGAAAAAACACAUUCAAGUAACAGUCCAUCAGUCUUUACAGUGAUUAAAACUAAAGACCACACGGUCUCUAAGAGGGAACAGUUUGACCAACUGAACCCUGAACUCUCAUUCAGAACAAAGUAGGACUCAUCGACCGGUCAUGGUCCUUACGUCUAGGUCAAAGAUGGACCUUGGGUCUAAAACCUAUUACACACUGAACACAGUCAAGACGGUCCAGUCAUCUGCAUUUUUAAAGAGAUAAAAUAACAUUGUCCAAGAGCCAGAAAUCAGAAAACCACAUGAAGUUCUGGUUAAAGUCAAAACCGUCAUCCUUCUUCCGUCUUCUUCAAUUCUGAUUUACUGGAAACUCAAAGCCUUUCCUGGUCUUCUUGGGGUUUGGAUUGCCUUCUGGACGUGGCCAGUACUCACGGCCCACAGGAAGAAUGCUGCCUUAACAGAAAACCAACCAACUCCUCUACUGUUAUCUCCUAGUCUACUGAGGACGUCUUUACUGCUGCUGCUGAACUCUGAAGUAUAAUGUCUCCUGGACCUCCAACACAUGUCCUACUGCUGUUCAAGACAAGUCCUUAAGGACACCAUGAUGGUGCUACUGGAUCGGUUCAUCAUCCAGAGUUCCACAGAAACAGGACUUUUUAAAAAAAUUAAUCCAGAACCUCAGGUCUUGAAGGACUCUUGAGGUUCUAGUCCAUAUAUAUUUCCAUAUGGAUCACAGGGGUAUUUCAGAUACAGGACUCCUUUUGGUUCAGGGAUGGAUUUCUUGGUAGUCCCUGUCCCUCAGAAACCUAGAUGUCUUCCAUUGAUGCUGAGGAACCGUCCCUCACGCCCCAAUUCUUCUCCUUCGUCGUCCAUCAGUCAAAGAUAAUGUUCUAGUACUGUGCCUAAGGUGAAUGGUUCCUCGAAACACUCAAUCUUCAACUCAGUGUUGAACCAAGAAUUCAACCUAGAGUGUUGACUUUAACACAAAAGACGCGAUUGUGGAUUUACGAGAUUAGCUAGGUUUAGCCUUAGCACAAGAUAUGAGGGGAAGCUGAGCACUCUGUGAUUUCCACAGUACUUCAAGAUCGGAAACACCAUUUUCAAAAGUAGAUACCCACUCAGUUUAGCUAUAGCUAAAUGUUCGUCGUCCACAUUUAGCUGCUGAAUGAGUCUAAACUAAGUAGCUAAAGUGAGCCUAGAAGAAAAGAAUAUGGUAGAACUACAUUUUAAGCUAAAAGUAAUGCUUGGCAGCUCGACACGAAAUUCCACGGUUUGUUGUGUUAAGGCAGCGGUGUCGUGGCUCCAGAUAUCCUCCAGACAUUAGAGAGAGAACAUUUUUUUAGCUAAAGUUGUGGUAAAUUAUUUCGCUAUGGUUUAAAAAAGGUUGCUGGUUAAUUUCCUGCACAUACAGGGAGAUUCUAUUAGUGUCCAUGACUAGUUUGACUGAGAAGAAAAAAAACAAACAAAAUAGAUCCAGAAUAUUUUUUCCCACUAAUUGACACCACGUCUACGUUAACUAAGCUAACUCUUGCCUGAAUCAAGACCUCCACCUGUAGCUAACGGAGGGAAUAACACUGUUGUAAAUAUUGUGAAUAUACCGUUUGUCAUGUCUGUUUGUGUGAAUUUGUUGUGCCGUAGGAAAAGUGUAGUAGACACAAAAAAUACACAAUCAGUGGAGUUAGGGUUCCUUUUUAGACUUGAAGAAUCAAAAUAACGAAACAAAAAAAGUUUUCUGCAGAAACGAUAAAUCUUUUUUUUUCACAGAUGGAGGUUUUAGAGGACGUUGACUAACGGUAUAAAAUGGUUAGAGGGGAAUCUUGACUGAACAAUGAUGGACAUUCAUUCAUUUAGUUUCUUUGAGAUAGCAAAAAUCAUCAACCAAUCAUAUUGCUUCAUUUUGCACAUCAUGUUGUUUGUCUAUGCUGAAGACCAUCUCCAAAAAAGGCAUAAAAAACUGAACGGUUUCUCCAUUACGUUUUGUACAGAAUUAUUUUAAAUAAACAGCUGGUGUUGUUGAAGUUAGCCAAGAAUUAGCAAAGAGAUAGACUUUAAGUAAGUUCAAGGUAACAGUCAUUCAGUAGUGAGCUACAGUUAGCUCACAGUGCUGCACAUCUGACCAGGUUUGAAGACAACGUCUUUUCAAAGGUAAUGAAGAAACAGUUCAUGUUUUUACAUCUGCAAUUUUUGGGUGAGAAGUUUGGGCGGGUGAAAGGGUUGUGUUUUUUUUUUUUUUCAAAAACGUCCUGGCUGUGUUUGUGUUCCUUUUUGUGUAUUUUCACAUGAUGUGCAUGUGUGUGUGUGUGUGUAGUGAAAACUGAAGGUCACCUUUUUUAAAUACUUGAAUUUUUUAAUCUUAUUUGUCAUGGAAAUAAAUGUGUGAUAGUGUAAAAUGACCUAAACUGGACCUUCCCAUGGCCUUUAACCUUUGACCUGAGACACUGGGCGAUAACCACCUGCAGUGUGAGCUGCUGUGACGCCUUUAAAACUGUGGGAAAAUGAAGAACAACAUGCAUUCUGUCACUUUUUAAAUCAUACGUGUUUGAGAAAUGUUUUUCUUACAUUCACCAAAUUUUGUUCAGCGACUCAAAUGGGACUCGAACCUCACUUAUCUUUGCCCUACACAGGGUCAGGUCAUGAUACCAAAGGUUCGCCCUCUUCAUCAUGUUGCCUUUGUUGUGUAAAAUGAACUCUUUGCCCCAGUGGCUCUGCCUUCGAUGGUCUACGCUGCUCCCAACCUAGUCGUCUUAAACUCAUCCUGCUUUACAACCCAAUGGUGCCCACUCACCAGUACAUGGUGCCCACUCAGCAGGACAUGGUGCCCACUCAUCAGUACAUGGUGCCCACUCACCAGUACACGGUUCCUAGUCAUCUGUACAUGGUGCCCACUCAUCAGUACAUGGUUCCUAGUCAUCAGUACAUGGUGCCCACUCACCAGUACAUACUGACUCACCUCCCAUCAGUCACCAAGUACCUAUAUGCAGCAGCCAGAUGAUGUAGGUCACACCAUGGCCUUUAAAACUACAGACAGCUGCCACUGACGUACGCUCCAGCAGCUUUGGCCCAAACAGCUCCAGGUGAAGGGGUUCUGGUAUCUCAGGGUCUGGUGUGGAACCAAAAGAGUGAAAGGUAGGACGGAGAAGGGCAUCAGCUGCGCUCUCACUGCUGUGACGACACAGAGGCUAGAGAAGGUUAAACUCUCUUUGUUCCCGACCUCAGCUGAGGUCAUGAAUGAAAGAACAAGAACACGGACAUGGUUAGAGCGACUCAGAGCUGCAGUGAGUGCAGACUGGGCCACUUGUUAAAGCUUCCAGCCCAACGACCUGAUUGUGGAUAAGAAACUCAGCACUUCUGAAAGGACAGAGUUGGCACCACACUCACUAAAAACUGUGGAACAUCAGAACGUCCACACAAAGAAAGGACAGAUGUGACAGUGUGAUGUGACUCAGUGUGAGUCCUGUAGUCAGAUCAUUAAUCUUUAUUUUGAAAUGUACUGAAUCCAGUGUGUGUGUGUGUGUGUCUGUGAUCAUGUCACAUCAGUUUUUUGUUAAAAACAGUGCAGUAGAGCUAGGUGUGUGACUGAGGCCGGUUCUUCCUUUUAAGGAUCCCUUUGAAUCAGUUCCAUUCACAACACCAAUCAAUUUGAUCUAAACACACGUCAAUCCUGGAUCUUUGACUUGGCAGCUACAAAACUGUAGACUUCAGCUCAGACUGGAUGCUGUGACCUGGGUUGAAACCUGUCUGGUCCUUCUUGGGAAAACUGGUCCUGUUUUGAUGCAGAAAGAUAUGUCAGAACGUGACCGUGUUUGUUAAUGGCAAUACUGAUGUGUGUUAAUAUGAAACCUUUGUUUGUUUGUUUGUUGCGAUAACAGGAAAGAAAGCAUUAAUGUCAAAAUAAAGUGAUGCAGGUAAAAAAAAUGUUUACAGAUGUAGUUUCUUUGACAUGAAAAAAGUUAAAAACUGGGAGAAAUGUGGAGUUAAAAAAAAACUUUUAAAAUAAAAAACCAAUGGGUAGAAAACCUAAACCCUGUCUGAAUGAUGUCCAAGUCUGACAGAAGUUCCAGAUCUCUGCCCGUUUUAGACCUGAGGUUUGGGUUACAGAACGACUUUGAGCAAGGGUGCCCCCAGGUGGAUGUAAGGAAGUGUAAAGGUCUAAGAAAAAAAACUACACACCACACCACUGCACAACCUCUGCAUUUGACCCAUCACCACAGUCAGCAGGGGGCAGCA